Vombatus ursinus (common wombat) is the source of this 339-nucleotide messenger RNA. It is a transcript of the gene CLPS, whose product is annotated as colipase. Gene Ontology annotation, cellular component: extracellular region. Gene Ontology annotation, biological process: response to food; lipid catabolic process; digestion. The transcript is spliced from 3 exons. Lineage: Eukaryota; Metazoa; Chordata; Mammalia; Diprotodontia; Vombatidae. The record is from RefSeq and is a predicted model, not a curated record. Gene Ontology annotation, molecular function: enzyme activator activity; lipase binding. Bases 1 to 339 code for a protein of 112 amino acids.
AUGGAGAAGGUUCUUAUCCUGUUGCUGAUCUCCCUGGCUGUAGCCUAUGCAGUCCCCAACCCUCGGGGCCUGAUCAUCAACCUGGAAAAUGGGGAGCUGUGCAUGAAUAGUCUCCAGUGUAAAAGCAGUUGCUGUCAUCAUGAUAGCGUCCUGAGCUUGACCCGAUGUGCUGACAAAGCCCCUGAGAACAGUGAAUGUUCUGCCAGCUCGCUCUAUGGAGUUUACUACAAGUGUCCCUGUGAGAGGGGAUUGACCUGUGAAGGGGACAGGAGCAUCGUGGGCUCCCUCACUAACACAAACUAUGGUGUCUGCCUCGAUAUUCGUCGUUCAAAGGAGUGA